UUGGAAGGCAAAGGUGCCUGCUCACUGCGUGCACGUGAUAGCCUGCCCCGUGUGUGCUCCUGGUCACUCACCUCGGCCCUGUGCACGGCUGAGGUAGAAAACCUGGCCAGAAUGGCUUUCUGGUAGAUUCCCUGUGACCCCUGGGCCCUACCUACCAGGGAGUCUGGAGGUGGGCAGUCCAGAGCUGGGGCAGCAGCCCCCGGCCGCCAUCUGUAUUUCCAGACCCUUCCAUCUCUCCAUUCUGCGAUUUCAAAGUGCAGCUUUUGUCCUCAUGCCUGGUUCCUCGGGCCAUGUGGUGACUGUUCUGUCUCCAGCCUAGUGUUCCAGCAGCAAGUGGGGAAGCAGGAAGGGGUGGUAUCUAUAUCAGGAAAACACAAAGCUUCAGGAAGCCCUGCGUUUCCGGCUCCUUGGCAGGAAGAGUGUUGUACAGUCACCUCUGGUUGCCAGGAAGUCUGGGCCAGUGUCUGUGCUAAACAGAGUCAGGCUCUGUGAGUGGGAGGGGUUCUAGAAGUAGAUCUUGGGUAAACAAGGAGCAGGGGCUCCCACUGCCAUAACAGCCGGGGGUUUUAGGCUAUAGGUACUCGUGCCAAGAGUGGCUUAAGCCAUUGCAUGUUGGGUGCUGUAUCACGCAUCCAUUUCUCACAUCUCAAGUUCUGUACCAGUUGAGAGGAAGCCACAUGCCGUACACAGGCAGAUGGAGGUCAGAUGUGGGCUCUGGUGGUGAAGCCCAUUAGAGGCGUGGCUUUCUGUGACCUGGUGGUUGCUAAUACCUUACCCCAGAUUAGACAGACUUACCCACCCAGGCACCAGCCUGGCUGGGGCAAGUGUAGGGUGCCCUUGGCAGGAACACAUCCCUCUGCCUGGCAGGAGAACGGGCCAGCGUGCCUUUUUCUGUGGGCAGGCCCAGCCAAUGGAGGGGAGAGGAGGGUGAGGUUGAGCCAAGGAGGCCAGCUUCCUCCUGGCAGGCAUAUCGGUCUCCACUCAUCCUGUGGGGAAGCGUGAGCAAGCUGGAUUCUCAACAUAGGGGACCGGAGGAGUGGGGAGUAAGUGCCCCUCCCCAUGUGGGGAAGAGGAAACGAGCUGGAUUCUCAACACAGGGAACCCUGGGAGUGAGGAAGUGAAGUUUUUAUGUUUGGCAUGGAGCGCUUAAGAGGUGACUGAAGAAGUGCUCUCAUCUGCACAGAAUUGGUCUUCCUUCUACUCACAGCCAAGGAUUCCUCGGCCCUGGGAUCAGAGCAAAAGUUCACACUACAAGAGUUCUAAGACAGAAACAAUCUCCGCCAGUCAAGAAACCCUCAAAAGCAUUUUGCCAUGGACAUAGAAGAUGAAGAAAAUAUGAGUUCCAGCAGCACUGAUGUUAAGGAAAACCGCAAUCUGGACAACGUGGCCCCCAAAGACGGCAGUGUCCUGGGGCCUGGGGAGGGCACCCAGCUUUCCAAUGGGGGCGGCAGCAGCAGCAGCAGGAAGCGGCCCCUGGAGGAGGGCAGCAAUGGCCACUCCAAGUUCCGCCUGAAGAAGCGGAGGAGGGUGCCGGGGCCGGUCCUGCCCAAGAACGCCCUGAUGCAGUUGAACGAAAUCAAGCCCGGCCUGCAGUACACGCUGCUGUCCCAGACGGGGCCGGUGCAUGCGCCCCUGUUCAUCAUGUCGGUGGAGGUCAAUGGGCAGGUGUUUGAGGGCUCUGGCCCCACGAAAAAAAAGGCAAAACUUCAUGCUGCUGAAAAGGCCCUGCGGUCUUUCGUCCAGUUUCCAAAUGCCUCUGAAGCCCACUUGGCCAUGGGGAGGACCCUGUCGGUCAACACGGAUUUCACGUCUGAUCAGGCCGACUUCCCUGACACGCUCUUCAAUGGCUUUGAGACUCCAGAUAGGCUGGACCCGCCCUUCUACAUGGGCUCCAACGGGGACGACUCCUUCAGCUCCAGCGGGGACCUCAGCCUGUCGGCGUCCCCCAUCCCCGCCAGCCUCAUCCAGCCUCCCCUGCCCGUGCUCCCACCCUUCCCACCCCCCAGUGGGAAGAACCCGGUGAUGAUACUGAACGAGCUGCGCCCCGGACUGAAGUAUGACUUCCUCUCUGAGAGCGGGGAGAGCCAUGCCAAGAACUUCGUCAUGUCGGUGGUGGUGGACGGCCAGUUUUUUGAAGGGUCAGGGAGGAACAAGAAGCUGGCCAAGGCGCGAGCUGCCCAGUCGGCCCUGGCGGCCAUUUUUAAUUUGCACUUGGACCAAACACCGUCGCGCCAGCCCAUCCCCAGCGAGGGGCUUCAGUUGCAUUUGCCACAGGUGUUAGCAGAUGCCGUUUCUCGCCUGGUUCUGGACAAGUUUGGUGAUCUGACCGAGAAUUUCUCAUCCCCCCAUGCACGUAGAAAAGUUCUUGCUGGAAUUGUCAUGACAACAGGUACAGAUGUUAAAGAUGCCAAGGUAAUAAGUGUUUCUACAGGGACAAAGUGCAUUAACGGCGAGUACAUGAGCGACCGCGGCCUUGCCUUAAAUGACUGUCAUGCAGAAAUAAUCUCACGGAGGUCCUUGCUGAGAUUUCUCUAUACGCAACUUGAGCUUUACUUAAAUAACAAAGACGAUCAAAGAAGGUCCAUCUUUCAGAAAUCAGAGCGAGGAGGAUUUAAGCUGAAGGAGAAUGUCCAGUUUCAUCUGUAUAUCAGCACCUCGCCCUGUGGAGAUGCCAGAAUUUUCUCACCUCAUGAACCAAUACUGGAAGAACCAGCAGACAGACAUCCAAAUCGUAAAGCAAGGGGCCAGCUCCGGACAAAAAUAGAGUCCGGUGAGGGGACGAUCCCAGUGCGGUCGAACGCAAGCAUCCAGACGUGGGAUGGAGUGCUGCAGGGGGAGAGACUGCUCACUAUGUCGUGCAGUGACAAGAUUGCUCGGUGGAAUGUGGUGGGCAUCCAGGGGUCCUUGCUCAGCAUUUUCGUGGAGCCGAUUUACUUCUCGAGCAUCAUCUUGGGCAGCCUGUACCACGGGGACCACCUCUCCAGGGCCAUGUACCAGCGCAUCGCAAACAUAGAGGGCCUGCCCCCGCUGUACAUUCUCAACAAGCCUCUGCUGAGCGGCAUCAGCAAUGCAGAGGCACGGCAGCCAGGGAAGGCGCCCAACUUCAGUGUUAACUGGACGGUGGGAGACUCGGCCAUCGAGGUCAUCAACGCCACGACGGGGAAAGACGAGCUGGGCCGUGCGUCCCGCCUGUGUUCCCACAAACUUACUACGCUCCAAGAUCACAAAGCCCAACAUAUACCACGAGUCCAAGCUGGUUGCCAAGGAGUACCAGGCGGCCAAGGAGUGUCUGUUCAGAGCCUUCAUCAAGGCAGGGCUAGGAGCCUGGGUGGAGAAGCCCACGGAGCAGGACCAGUUCUCACUCACACCCUGACCCCACGGGGGCGGGGGCACGUCAGGGUCCCGCGUCGGGGUCCGGCAUCUCACACCUGACCCUGCAGGACGCAGCGUAUCGGGCAUCGGGGUCUGGGGUCAGGGUUGACGUCUUCACCCGGCAUCUCACACCUGACCCCAUGGAGCACAGCGCGGGGGACAUCGGGGUCCAGCCUCUCACACCUGAGCCCGCAGGGUGCGGCGCGGGGCACAUGGGGUCCAGCGCCCUCACCUGGCCUCUGCACGGCAGUAUUUCCCCUUUCUAAAUUACCCGGCAACUGCUUUCAUUCUUAGUUUAUGUUUAGAGAUUGAGUUCUACUGAGUAGGGCUUCCUUAAGCUUAGAAAAAUAGUAAUUACUUUGUGUGAAAGUAUUGAAUAAAUAAUUUAUUCAAAGCUAGGAACAUGGUUUAUAAAAUAAGAAGUAAUUAUGUCAGAUCAAUUUCUGCCACAUUAUUUUAAUUGCAAACAAGUAUUUACGUGUGGAGAAGGGUAAGAAAAUGGGGUUAGCCCCUGCUCUCUGUAGGCACUCACCCUGGUUAGCCAACUUGGCAGACGUUACAGACCUCCCCCCGGGGAACGCCUAGCACAAUGUGGCUCCUGACACAGGGACCUCAUCUGCCAGAGCUGUGACCCUGACCCUUGUAGCCUCCAAACUCUUCUAGAAGCUUCUGUGCUCCUCGUAGGAUUGUAUCCUGGAGACAUUUACUUGCUUUACUUUCAAGUAAUCAGAGAUGAAAAUACAUCCAGGGACCCUCUGCUGGCCAUGCAUUUGGGUUUUUAAAAAAUAUUUGACUUGAUAAAAAUCUUUAUAAAAGACUAGGAGUCCAUAGCGGCUACUCCAUUUCUUCCCCUUAACCUCACGGGUAUGAACGGCUGCCCAGAGAUCUUUACAGGAAGGAAGGUAGGUCAAGUAGAUGAUUAUUUUUGGGACGCUCCACUGAAAAGGUAUUUUUAAAUUAUUCUUUUCAGCUUUAUCAAAGAAAUGUUUGAGAAACAAAAAGUGUUCGGGCUUGAAGGCUCACAAGCAGUGCAGUGCUGGUGAGGGUGGUCUGGAGUUGCCCACCGCUGGUGAGGGUGGUUUGGAGGUGCUAACUGGUGGUGUGGGUAGUCCGGAGGUCCUCACAGCUGGUGAGGGUGGUCUGGAGGUCCUCACUGCUAGUGAGGGUGGUCUAGAGGUCCUCACUGCUGGGAGGGUGAUCUGGAGGUGCUCCCUGCUGGUGAGGGUGAUCUGGAGGUCCUUACAGCUGGUGAGGGUGGUCUGGAGGUGCUCACUGCUGGUAAGGGUGGUUUGGAGGUCUUCACUGCUGGGACGGUGAUCUGGAGGUGCUCACUGCUGAUGAGGGUGGUCUAGAGGUCCUUACAGCUGGUGAGGGUGGUCUAGAGGUCCUUACAGCUGGUGAGGGUGGUCUAGAGGUCCUCACCACUGGUGAGGGUGGUCUGGAGGUGCUCACCGCUGGUCAAGGUGGUCUGGAGGCCCUCAUUGCUGGUGAGGGUGGUUUGGAGGUGCUCAUUGCUGGUGAGAGUGGUCUGGAGGUCCUCACUGCUGGUGAGAGUGGUCUGGAGGUCCUCGCUGCUGGUGAGGGUGGCCUGGAGGUGCUCACUGCUGGUGAGGGUGGUCUGGAGGUCCUCACCACUGUGGAUGCCAGGACUGUCUGGAGACAGGUUUGAUGGUCAUGACAUGGAAAGGGGUGCUGCUGGCAUCUGGUAGCUGGAGGCCAGGGUGCUGCUCUACACCCAUAGUGCACAGGAUACCCCACAGAAGGAUCUGUCCCCAGCCUGGUGGAGAGGGCUACACUGACACCCCAGCUUGGGCUCCAAGAUGGAUGCGCUGCCUUGUUGCUCCAGCUCAGGGUUAGAGAGAAGCUAUGGAGGAGAGCUCUGCCUGCUGUCAUUGGCGCCCACAUUUGUGGUUCUGUGGUUGGCCUGACCUGGGUGUUGUGCCUGGCAGAGAUGGGCUGGCCCCACAUCCGAACACAAAGCCAUCCUGUCAGUACAGUCACCCCGAGGGGUAGGGCUGUCUUCACAUCAUCCUGGGAAGAGCCAGCACUGAGCAGAGCCACUAUGGUCAGUGCCCAGGCAAGACAGCUCAGAGCGGAGGUGUGGAACGGGUGCCCUGGCUCUGAGAGGACGCACCCGAGCCUCACUCGCCAAGGCCUCUCCCUACACAUCCACACAGGUGCAUUCUGGUAUGUCCUCACCCUGACACACUGCCCUGGCUGGUGAUCUCGGCCAGGGCACUUCAGGACUUGGUCCAUGCAGAGGAACGAACUUCUGCUCAAACCAGCAUCAUCCUCCAUUCUGAGGGUGACCCUGAGCCAGCCUGGGUGACCUCACCUCCACCUUAUGUGUUAGAAGGUGCUGGGUCCCACUCCACCUGUGGAGUGAGAGGCGCUGUGUGCUUUGGCCUUCUGCAGAGCAGGCUCCCACACAGGCUGGGAAAGAGGCCUUGUAGGGGGGCGUAUUUUUACUCUUGUCUGUGAAAUCAUAUUUUUUCUAAUGCAGGUUGGGAGAUAGACUUAGUUUUUAAAAAAUACAUGAAUUUUACCUAUAGAGUCCAGUGGAAAUAUGUUCUAUAUGCCCAGAAACCUGGUCAGCCAGGGUGUCGAGCACCUUCUCCUGUUGGGUAACCAUUAGCAAGAGCUUGCCCUGCCCCCCGGCCCUACCCAGGUAGACUGGUGCCUUGUCAAGUGUGUGUCUGAGGGACCACUGACGGUGGGGCCCACCUUCCCUUCCACAGCGCCGUCAGGGCAGGCUGGGCCAUGGGCACUGGUUGGGGAGCAGGUGAGGUUCCAAGACACCUGGGCAGCUGGGUGAGCUAGGCAAGUGUGGUGUGGGACAGCUGCACUGUGUCCCUUGCCGCCCCCCAUCUGGGAGUCAUGUCCCUGGCCCUGCAGCCUCUGUGCUUCUAGGAUGGUACAGCUCGAAUAGCUCAUCUGUGUCAGAGAAAAGCGUCAGCCCCUCUGUGCCCACCAGGAAAGCCACACCAGGACACAUGCCACAGACGAACUGCUGUGCCGAGGUGUUACUCUGCAUCCCGUGCCGUUGAUCGGGAUUUUAGAGACAUAGUGGAAAAGCUGACAGGAUUGAGAACUUGGAGUUUUUGAGAAAAAUCUUAAAUGCUGAGGACAUUUUAACGAGUGAGGGCAGGAAGAUUUUUGUUUUGUUUUGCCAGCUAAACGUGAAGUAUUGAUUUCUAGUCAGUCGUGGAACUCUGUCCUCUACCCAGUCAGUCCCCUUUUGAGGUCCCUAGGCCGCAGCAGACCCAAGGAACCUUUCUGGGUGGCUUUGGCUGGGGCCCCGGGCCGGUGGGGAUGUCAGCGUCGUAAGGAGGUGUCAGGUGGAAACGGUGCUUAUAAUGAGGCUGACAUCUGGGACCAGGCGUGGGCCGGGCCAGCUGUUGCUCCCUCCUUCACCAGUGUCCCUCAGUGCCAGAAAGUUCUGCUCAUUCCCAGGCAGUGACGCCAAAGAACUGCAGCUCAGAUUCUAAGUCUUAAUUUAACAUUGAAUUAUCAUUCAAAGAUUUUUUUUUUGUAAUUAAAAAUAAUUAUUCCAUUUUUAAAUGUACAAUCCCAUGCUUCACAAGAUACUAAUUUCUCUAGAAUUUUAUUCAGACAGUUUCACUUAUCACUUGUCUCCCAUAGAAUCGCUGCUUUCUCUGUAAAGACAGCGUUUGUCCAUCUAACUUCAAACAGGUGUGUUCUGGAGGAGGCGAGGGUGUCCACAAAUCUGUGCCCAUGGCGCUCACAGUUCUGAGAGUGGAAGUAACGGGCGGCAGGGGUGGGGACCACACUCUCCUCUCUUUUUUAAAAGGAAAAUUUGACACAGGUGGAUCUUUUCCCAUUUCUAAAACUGUUUUACACAGAGAUUUAAGGUAUGCCAAUCAUAACUUUGAUCCAGCAAGAGAAAUAAAAUUAGCCAACUUUCCCAUCUCUGAAUUCUAUGGGGUUAGAGAAUCCCUCAAAAGAUUGCUUUGUGUCAGUUCCAAUCCGUAUAAAGGGCGGGAUGUCCGUGUUGGUGUGCGUCCUUAUCCCCUAACAGGUGUCAUGUGACAGGUCUCCCCCAGGUGUGAGGGGACAAGGGUGCUGGGCCCUAGGCCCGCGGGCAGGGCUGUGCCAUGGAACUAGGGAAACCACUGUGAGGUGCUGGGAGUGGGCGGAGGUGGAACCGUUGGCUCCGUUGUGGCUUUCAGGGUGUAUUAGUUUUCUCAGGUCCGCCCUGUCCCUGGCAGCGCUGUCUGCACUGCUCUGCCUACUGUCUCGAAGGACCAGCACAGAGCCCAACGGCUCUGGUCGCGUGUGCCGCGGGCAGUGGUGGGUAAGGGCUGGUGGCAGCUCAUGGGGACUAAAAGCACAGUUUACGGAACUUGAAGGGAGUGAGCCCCCAAGGGAUUUGCUUUCCAGACUUUAGGUUACACGCUCUUAAUUUGGCUUUAGAAUUUGGGUAUUUUAUAUGAAUGUAAAUCAGCCAAGAAACGUGUCACGAACAAGCAGUGCUCCGUGUCUCUGUAUGUACAUUUGUGUAUAUAUCACCACGUCACCUGCAUGAGCCUCCUCCACACGAGACCAGCUGGACCGAGCAUGAGACACUGUCACAUGUAGACACAGGACUGAGACGUCUCAAUAAAAACACAUUGUUUCACUA
Messenger RNA from Loxodonta africana (African savanna elephant), 8014 nucleotides. RefSeq names its product adenosine deaminase RNA specific B1 (gene ADARB1). The record is from RefSeq and is a predicted model, not a curated record. Lineage: Eukaryota; Metazoa; Chordata; Mammalia; Proboscidea; Elephantidae. Gene Ontology annotation, cellular component: cytoplasm; nucleolus. The coding region runs from base 1312 to 3432 and encodes 706 amino acids. The transcript has 11 exons. Gene Ontology annotation, biological process: adenosine to inosine editing; RNA processing. Gene Ontology annotation, molecular function: double-stranded RNA adenosine deaminase activity; tRNA-specific adenosine deaminase activity; double-stranded RNA binding.